CGCUAUAGCUUAACUUUAAUCAGAUCAAUCAAUCACAACCUACAGUACAGUCAGCGCCGAUAGAGAAACACGGAGGCUAUAACAUCAACAUCAGGAACUCUAUAUCUCCCUUGGAUGAGUUGAAGCUCGUAUUUAGGACGUAUCCUCUGAGUAACGCGAUGGUCGUGUACUCGUUUCACAUAUUUGAUCGUCACACCGAGUGCAUAUACAGUAAACACUGGUUACCACGACCAGUAUCUUCAGCACCGAGCAAGCAAGGCCGACCGCAAUCAAAUUCAACCCUCGGUACCUACGACGGCGAGGAUGCCAUAAGCACGCAGCCUUCUGGGCUCACUGCCCAAGACGAUGCGAAACUCCUUUUUGGUACUGUUUUCUCGCUCAGGAAUAUGGUCCGCAAGCUCGGCGGUAUGGACGACAACUUCGUCUCAUACUCGACCGGCCAAUACAAGCUUCAUUAUUAUGAGACCCCAACCAACCUCAAGUUCGUUAUGCUCACGGAUACGAAAACCAAUAAUCUGCGCAUGGUUUUGCAUCAGAUAUACGUAAACCUUUAUGUUGAAUUUGUUGUGAAGAACCCUCUCAGUCCGGUUGAGCACCCUAAGGGCGAAGGAGUAGCCAAUGAAUUAUUCGAGAUGGGGGUGGAGAGUUUCAUCAGUGCCGCGUUUUAACGGCAGCAUUGAGCUAAUCGAGUAGUUCUUACAUUCUUAGAACCAAAGGAUGGAUUUAAUACCCUUAAGUAUAAACAUUUAUGGCAUCAGGCGUUUGGUUGCUUAUGGGCGGCAAUAGACUUCAAAUGACCUUUGUUUUCUUGUUUUUUCUGUUUUUGAGGGGGUUUCGGCGGGUUUGAAAACAGAAACCCUGCAACGGGGAGAAACAAUGACAGCUCUAAGAUACGCGCAUUACUCGAAGUCGGAGGGUCGCAGAAAUGUCAUGUUGUCGAGAUGUUCUGCGCUGACAGUUUCCGGAUAAAAGCCAAUCGAAAGUAGCUUUGAGAAAGACCUAAGGGAAUUUUUGCCUCAAUGCAGCAUGCAUAUGAUAUCAACUGGAAGUAGACCAAGCAAGUUGUUUAAUUAACCCGUUUUCAUUAAGCCUAGUAGCCUAUAGAAUGAUGGAUAAGG
Messenger RNA from Xylona heveae TC161, 1118 nucleotides. Its product is annotated as trafficking protein-like protein particle complex subunit 1. The record is from RefSeq and is a predicted model, not a curated record. The transcript has 5 exons. The coding region runs from base 159 to 668 and encodes 169 amino acids. Gene Ontology annotation, cellular component: TRAPP complex. Gene Ontology annotation, biological process: endoplasmic reticulum to Golgi vesicle-mediated transport. NCBI's taxonomy places the organism in Eukaryota, Fungi, Ascomycota, Xylonomycetes, Xylonales, Xylonaceae.